Molecule: messenger RNA, 924 nt
Organism: Penaeus indicus
Lineage: Eukaryota; Metazoa; Arthropoda; Malacostraca; Decapoda; Penaeidae
Product: translocator protein-like
Exons: 3
Coding region: 7-528 (173 amino acids)
Cellular component (GO): mitochondrial outer membrane
Source: RefSeq, a predicted model, not a curated record
AGCAGGAUGGGUUGGCUGAUGAUCGUAGUGUCCGUGCUCAUUCCCAACAUCGGGGGCAUUGUCGGAGGGCUGGCGACGGCAAAGAGCAUCAAAAAUUGGUAUAAUAAGGACCUUAAGAAACCAGAGUGGCGUCCCCCAAACUGGGUGUUCGGCCCUAUGUGGACCACCCUCUACUCCACCAUGGGUUAUGCCGCCUAUAGGGUAUGGCUGGAGUAUGACUCGCCAAGCAUCCUCGUCCCCUGGCAGCUGCCCUGGCCCCUAAAGCUAUUCGCGCUGCAACUCAUCCUCAACUGGCUGUGGACGCCAAUUUUCUUCGGCCUGAAAAAUAUCACGCUGGCACUGCUGGAGAUAAUCCUCCUCGAUGCGGCCGUUGUGGCAACAGGCUGGGCGUUUUACCAAGAGGACGACCUGGCUGGCACUCUCUUCAUACCCUACCUGCUGUGGCUCUCGCUCGCCACGGCUCUCACCCUCACCAUUUGGAAGAUGAACCCACGCUGGCGGAAUGGAGUGCCGGCCAAGGAGAAAUAGGAAAGGGGGGGGGGGGAUGGCGGACGAGGCUUGUUGAUAGAUUCCUUGUUGCUGUCGUUUUCUUGGUUUUCUUGACGAGGAUUUUGAGAUUAGAAAUGAUAAUGUGGAUGAUAUUGAUGAUAAACAGUGUGGUUGUGGGAAGUUGCGAGGUGCCGUCCAGGGAGGAGGAGCAGAAAGCAAGGUAUGAUUGUCUGCCGUUACAUUAGAGGUUGCUCUUUCCUCGCUUCUUGUUUGAGGAUGUUUAGUGCCUGAUUAGGAUUAUCAUACAGGUUUCAUUUUGAUAUUUUUUUAAAAAGAAUUGUUGAAAAAGGGGGAAAAAAUACAUUUCUUAUGUAGGUUGUUAUGGAGAUUAAGAUAGUGAAACUAAAAGAAUUGUGUAUAUGUAUAUAAUAUGUA